AUGUCUACCCUUGAUCAACUUCGACAGUUUACCACCAUCGUGGCCGACACUGGCGACUUUGAAGUGCUUAAGACCUUUGGUCCACAAGAUGGCACAACGAACCCUUCUCACAUUCUCAAUGCUGCAAAACAACCAAAAUAUCAGUCUGUAAUUGAUGACGCUGUCCGUUAUGGCAAGGCAAGCUCCGACUCGCUGGAAGUGCAGGUCGAGCAUGCCCUUAUAAGGCUCCUUGUCGGAUUUGGCAGUGAAAUCCUCAAGUGCAUCCCAGGCCGAGUCUCGACAGAGGUGGACGCGAUCUACUCCUUUGAUAAGGACAAGACAGUCAAGAUGGCGCGUGAGAUCGUCGCACUAUACGAUGGUCUUGGUGUCCCGAAGCAGCGCGUGUUGAUCAAGAUAGCAUCUACAUGGGAGGGUUUUCAGGCCUGUCGUGUUCUAGAAGCGGAGGGCAUCCAUUGCAACAUGACUCUCAUCUUCUCUCUAGCCCAGGCCAAGCUGGGGGCCGAGGUUGGAGCAACUCUGGUCUCACCCUUUGUCGGUCGGUCCAUGGACUGGUGGCAGAAGACUUUCCCGGGAAGAGACUACACCGGCUUUAAGGACCCUGGUGUAAGGCUGGUGACGGACAUCUUUGACUUUUACACCACUCACGGGAUCGCAACCGAAGUCAUGGCUGCGAGUUUGCGAAACAUAGACGAGUGUGUCCACCUCGCUGGCGUUGACUUGAUGACUAUCAACGUCAAGUUGCUGGAGGAGCUUCAAAAGGCGGAUUAUCCCGUCCGCCAACGAUUACAAAACCACAAAGAGCGGCCUGUUAACGGCAUGUUGAAAAUGAGUUCUUAUGCUCAAGAUGAGGCUCGUUUCCGUCUUGAUUUGUUCAAUGAUUGCAUGGCUUUUGAAAAGAUGUCGGAGAGUCUGCGGAUCUUUCUGAAAGACGGGGAGGAGCUCAAGGGUAUCUUGCGACAGAGCCUAAGUGUCUGA
This is a messenger RNA of Fusarium odoratissimum NRRL 54006, 975 nucleotides long. RefSeq names its product transaldolase. The transcript is spliced from 2 exons. NCBI's taxonomy places the organism in Eukaryota, Fungi, Ascomycota, Sordariomycetes, Hypocreales, Nectriaceae. The record is from RefSeq and is a predicted model, not a curated record. Gene Ontology annotation, molecular function: transaldolase activity. Gene Ontology annotation, biological process: pentose-phosphate shunt; pentose-phosphate shunt, non-oxidative branch; carbohydrate metabolic process. Gene Ontology annotation, cellular component: intracellular anatomical structure; cytoplasm. Bases 1 to 975 code for a protein of 324 amino acids.